Plasmodium reichenowi is the source of this 2178-nucleotide messenger RNA. RefSeq names its product protein arginine N-methyltransferase 5, putative. The record is from RefSeq and is a predicted model, not a curated record. Bases 1 to 2178 code for a protein of 725 amino acids. Gene Ontology annotation, cellular component: nucleus; cytosol. Lineage: Eukaryota; Apicomplexa; Aconoidasida; Haemosporida; Plasmodiidae. Gene Ontology annotation, biological process: regulation of DNA-templated transcription; peptidyl-arginine N-methylation. The transcript has a single exon.
AUGACUAUAAAGAAUAAAUACGGAUACCUAAAAUUAGGUAUAGAAAUUGAAUAUCAUAAAAUACCACAAUGUGAAGAAAAUAAUAUAGAUCCUGAUUUUUUCGCAUGUAAACUUUUUAAUGAUAAUACGAAAAACAUAUAUAACGAAUUAAAUACAAAUGAUUUACUAAAUAAUUCUUCUAUGAUAAAUGGGAAUGGAAAAAAAUGUAGUUAUAAAAUAGAUCCUUUGUUUGGUAAUAUAUAUGAAGAUAAAAAUAUAUGGGAAAAAAAUAUAUAUGGAUUAAUGUCCACAUGGAUAAAUCCUGAUGACGAAAAUGAAAAUUCAAGUUUAUAUUCUAUGGAUGCAUUAAAUAAAGAAUUACAAUGGUCUACUUAUAUAUCUAUAAGUAAAUUGAUUAUUAACGUACCCAAUAUAAAAUGUGAUAAUUAUGCUAGAUAUAUUAACUCAUGUAUAAAUAAUUAUAAUAUGUUAUCCUUAAUAAUGAGAAUACCUAUUGUUAUAAAAAAAAAAAAACCUUGUCAUAAGGAAAGUUAUAAUAACAAUAUAACUUGUGACAUUAUAAAUGGAUGGAAUUUAUGGGCAAAAUUUAUUGCAUAUUGUAAUUUUAAUUAUAGUCAUUUAGGUUUAGCCCUUGAAUUAUCAAAUAUAAAUAAUAUAGAUUUAAGUAAUAUCCAAUUAGAUGUAUGGAAAUCUGAACCCGUAAAAUUAAUUAUCAUACCAUUAGAUGCAUUUCUAUUGGAUACUAAAACCGGGUAUCCAUAUUUACCAAAAAAAUUAAAGGAUUUCUUAAUACACUUUUUUAGAAAAAAUAUAGAAGUUUUAUUAAUAACAAAUGAAGACAAUAACAAGAUGAAUAAUCAUUUCAUUCAUUUCAAAAAUGAAUAUUGUAAUUAUUACCAACAAAAUUUAUGUAAUAAUGAAAUGGAUUCAUGUGAUAUUAAUGAUAAUAAUAAUAAUAAUUACAAUAUUAGUAAUACUAUUCAUACAAAAACUAAUAACAACUACUAUUUAAAAUGUUGUAUUUAUUAUAUAAAGAGAUUAUUUAUGUCCAUAGAAAAUUUUGACAAUGAUACACUUUUUGAUAGUUUUUAUUGGGAUUAUUUACAAAUACCUUUACAACCACUCAAAGAUAACUUGUCGUCCCAGACUUAUGAAGUUUUUGAAAAGGACCGCAAAAAGUAUGAGCAGUAUGAACUAGCCACAAGUAAGUAUUUAUCAAAUUGGAAAAAAGGAAAAAAAAUAAACAACAAAAAUAACCAAAUCAACAACAAAAAUAACCAAAUCAACAAUAAUAAUAAUAAUAAUAAUAUGGAACAACAACAAAGCGACCAUAAGAUUACCAUUUUUGUUGUGGGUGCGGGCAGAGGACCCUUAGUAGAUACGACCCUAUCAGCUUUAAAAAAGAAUGAAAUAACAGAUUAUGAAAUAUAUGCCAUAGAAAAGAAUGAUAGUGCUAUAAUUAUUUUAAAUAAUAGGGUACAAACAGAAGAAUGGAAAAAUGUAAAGGUUAUUCAUAGUGAUAUAAGAUAUUUAGAUAUACCUAAAAAAGCAGAUAUUAUUAUUAGCGAAUUAUUAGGUUCUUUUGGUGAUAAUGAAUUAUUUCCUGAAUGUAUGGAUGGAAUCAAGAAAUUUUUAAAAGAUGAUGGAAUUAGUAUACCAAUGAAUUGUGUAUCUUAUUUAGAACCUAUAACAUGUUCUGCUUUAUAUCAUAAAGUUAUGGAAAAUAAUAUAUCAGGUGGUAAUGAAUCUUUCUAUGUUGUUAAUAUGUAUUCAUAUACAAAAAUAUCACAAGAAUCAUCUAAAGAAUGUUUUUUUUUUCAAGUUCCACCUAUCUACACCAAACCAGAUAAUAGUCAUAAUUAUCGUUAUAAAAAUAUUAAUUUUAAAAUAAAAAUGGAUACAUAUAUACAUGGAUUCUUAUGUUAUUUUAAAUCUCAAUUAUAUGAUGAUGUGUAUAUAUCCAUAGAACCAAAAACACAUACACCGAAUCUUCAUAGUUGGUUUCCUCUAUAUAUUCCUAUAAAUAAAAUACAAUUUUUAAAAAAAGGACAAAACCUUUCUUUUAGUAUUUGGAGAUUAACAGAUCAUCAAAAAAUUUGGUACGAGUGGUGUAUUAAUGAACCCAUAACAACUAGUAUUCAUAAUUAUAAUGCUAGAUAUUUCUCUAUAGGAAGAUAA